Molecule: messenger RNA, 971 nt
Organism: Leptopilina heterotoma
Lineage: Eukaryota; Metazoa; Arthropoda; Insecta; Hymenoptera; Figitidae
Exons: 5
Coding region: 220-834 (204 amino acids)
Biological process (GO): vesicle-mediated transport; protein secretion
Cellular component (GO): Golgi membrane
Source: RefSeq, a predicted model, not a curated record
AUCAAAGAUGGCGUCUGCUUCGGUAGGUGUCUCGUGUUUUCUGUGAUUAUUUGUGUUUAAUUUAUUACUAAUUUUCAAUAUUUUUGAUUUAUUGCCAAUCACGAGACAUUCUGACAACCUGUUCAAUCGUUAGAAGCUAUUAGAACAAAAAUAAUAGCUUUUUUUUCCACGUCCUGGAAAGCUGCUGUUCGCUAUUGCAUGUGACGUGUACCUUUACUGAUGGAUGACGAUACGAUAGCAUUUGGUGAGGAGGAUGAGGCGACGCAAAAUAAACUCAAACAUCCGUACGUUACAGCGUUUCAUCUGGCAUUUAGAAUUACGGCCCUUGUAGUGUACUUGUUUUGUGGAAUUUUAUCAGAUAGUUUUAUUUCUGGUUUCGUGAUAGUCAUGCUCCUGCUUUCGAUGGAUUUUUGGACUGUGAAAAAUAUAACAGGAAGACUGAUGGUUGGACUGAGAUGGUGGAAUUACGUUGAUGACGAGGGGAAAAGUCAUUGGAUUUUCGAAUCUAGAAAGGGUUCUCAACAGAAUCGAUUGCAUGAUUCAGAGGUGCGAAUAUUUUGGCUCGCAUUAAUACUCUGUCCUCUCACGUGGGUUCUCUUCUUUUUCGUCGCAUUAUUUGGUUUUAAAUUCAAAUGGCUGCUAUUGACAGUGAUGGCACUUGUCCUUAAUGGAGCCAAUCUUUAUGGUUACGUGAAAUGUAAAAUGGGUGGAGAUAAAAAUAUUUCCUCAGCGACCAGCGAAUUUCUCAGAAAACAAGUUUUACAAAAUAUGGCGUCUAUGAUGACGAAGAGUCCUCAAGCAACAAAUCCGAACCAAUCAGGAAAUAUAAUUUAAGAAUUGUGAUAAUUUCUCCAAUAUAAUAAUCGUAAAUAAUUAUAUUUAUCCUAAUGUAAGUUGUAAAUACGCAAUAGAUUUUUUUUAAUUCAAAAGAAUUAAUAAAUUCAACACUUGAUCCUACAAUUUUAGAAAAA